Fusarium graminearum PH-1 is the source of this 1821-nucleotide messenger RNA. RefSeq lists its product as uncharacterized. The record is from RefSeq and is a predicted model, not a curated record. Bases 1 to 1821 code for a protein of 606 amino acids. NCBI's taxonomy places the organism in Eukaryota, Fungi, Ascomycota, Sordariomycetes, Hypocreales, Nectriaceae. The transcript has a single exon.
AUGUCACAAGUUACCAUGAUACACAACAGUCCAGCCACGGCCGCCAUGUUGGAUUAUACUCUAAUCUACGUCCUCGACGACAUGACAGAGAAUGGGCCAAGUUAUCUAAGCCGAGACUACAAUCUACAGCACUACAAAGAACACAUGGACCACCUCGAAACAGCAUCAAAACUGGCCCUUCUUAGAGAAUGCUUAUGCGCGCGACCACCCGUGCCACUUCUUCCAGAGAACAUCAUGCAUAACAUCGAAUUGAUCCUCAUGCGCGUGAGAGACCACAAACUAUUCACCCCACUAUCUUCACUCUCUCUAUCACAAACCAUCAAACAUGACGCGUCAAGACAUACAAAUAUACAUCUCUGGAAAGGCGACAUAGCAACACUCACCGGUAUCACCGCCAUCACAAACGCAGCAAACAGCCAAGGCCUUGGAUGUUUCCAACCUACCCAUCGAUGUAUAGAUAACAUCAUCCAUACCGAAGCAGGACCGCGGCUCAGAGAAGAAUGUUUCUGGCUGAUGAAAAAAAGGUCAAAGGACCUCGAGCCUGGAGAUUUACUUGUUACUGGGGGCCAUGCGCUUCAUGCCUCUUCGGUUAUACAUACUGUUGGCCCACAGCUAAAGCGCGGUGCUUCGCCUACUGAUUUGGAAAGGUCUCAACUUGCAAAAUGCUACAAAGGUAUCCUUGAUGCCGUGGAGCUUCUGCCGCCUGGCGAAGAUGGUAGGAAAUCAGUUGCGCUUUGCUGCAUCUCAACUGGUCUUUUCGCGUUUCCAGCCGAUGAAGCUGCCAAGAUUGCGGUGUCAACUGUCACGGCGUGGUUGGAAAGCCAUUCAUCCACCACAAUCACAGAUGUUGUCUUUAACACAUUCACGGAAUCCGACACCAAAAUAUACACUGCAAUUCUUGGUUCUCAUUCGACACGAAUCACUCCUCCCAUAACAAGCUCGGCGGAAGGUUCUCUCCAAGUUGCGCAAGACUGGCUUGGCUCAGCUGAUGCCAUCCUAGUCACCGCUGGAGCAGGAUUGUCAGCAGCAGAAGGAUUGGACUACCACUCAAGAGAUCUAUUCAAAAAGCACUUCCCUGGCUUCCUCAAAUUCGGCUUAAUAUCUCUUUAUAGUGUGUUUGGGUACAAUGAAUGGCCAUCUGAGGAAUACCGAUGGGGCUAUUACUUUACCCACUUGAACAUGAUAUCAAACUGGUCAAACACGCCCACAUAUCAAGCUUUGAUACCAUGGUUGAAGGAUUUUGGAUCCGAUGCGUUUGUUAGAACAUCAAAUGCAGAUGGGCUCUUCCUUGCAAAUGGAUGGUCGGAAGGGCAGCUUUCUACACCUCAAGGUUCAUAUGCGUAUUUACAAUGUCUAAACAACUGCAGAAACGAUGCUGUGGUGCCUUCUACGCCUCUAGUAGCUGAAGCGCUGCCAUUCAUCGACCCCGACAGCCAAAAACUGACUGAUUCGAGUAAAAUCCCCAUCUGCAGAUUUUGCGGAUCAGAGAUGAGUAUUUGCGUCCGCGCAGGAUCAUGGUUCAAUCAAACGCCAUACAAAAACGGUGAAGCACAGUGGAAAGCUUGGAAAUCUAGAAUCACGAAAGAAAAGAAGAAAUUGGUGAUUCUGGAACUCGGUGUUGGAAUGAACACGCCUGGUGUUUUGAGAUGGCCGAAUGAAGAUCUUGUGGAGAGAAGUCAAGGGUUGGUGAAAUUAAUACGCGUCGGGAUUGGAGCCGAAGCGAUGGUGCCCUGGGAGCAGGAAGAUGGUGGGCUGAGUACAUUUAUCCAGGGCGAUAUUCAGCGCGUUGUACCACUGUUGUUGGAUGAUGUGCGGAAGUAG